Messenger RNA from Bacidia gigantensis, 387 nucleotides. RefSeq lists its product as uncharacterized. The transcript is spliced from 3 exons. Lineage: Eukaryota; Fungi; Ascomycota; Lecanoromycetes; Lecanorales; Ramalinaceae. The record is from RefSeq and is a predicted model, not a curated record. The coding region runs from base 1 to 387 and encodes 128 amino acids. Gene Ontology annotation, biological process: late endosome to vacuole transport via multivesicular body sorting pathway. Gene Ontology annotation, cellular component: endosome; Vps55/Vps68 complex.
AUGGCAGCCGGCCUGAAGACCAUCAUUGCUUUGUCAUUCGUUCUCGCAAUUGGCUUCCUCCUCGUCAUCCUCUCCUCGGCGCUCUUUCACAGCUACCUCACCCUACUCGUCGUCGCUACAUAUGUCAUUGCACCGCUCCCUAACUGGAUAUGCGGAAGAUGCGCGAAUCCAGAUGAUUUCAUGGAAAGCGCUGGAAGUGCUGCAAUAGACUUUGGACGGUUCUGCACCGGGUUUCUAGUGGUGAUGGGCAUAGCUCUACCGGUCCUGCUGGCGCAUUGCGGGCUGAUCCAACCUGCUGCAAUGGCCAUGUCGAUCAUAGGAGGCUUGCUGAUUUAUGGCACGAUAAUAAGCUUUACAAUGUUCUUUCAGGAAGAGCAGGACUUUUGA